This is a messenger RNA of Gastrolobium bilobum, 1023 nucleotides long. RefSeq names its product probable inactive purple acid phosphatase 27. The record is from RefSeq and is a predicted model, not a curated record. The transcript has 8 exons. Bases 1 to 1023 code for a protein of 340 amino acids. Gene Ontology annotation, molecular function: acid phosphatase activity; metal ion binding. NCBI's taxonomy places the organism in Eukaryota, Viridiplantae, Streptophyta, Magnoliopsida, Fabales, Fabaceae.
AUGAAUAUGAAAGUUUUUGGACUCCUCAAACUCAACAUGAUGCUGCUGGUGAUAGUAGCAUUGAUCAACUUGAACAUUGUUUCUGGCUUUGCUCACGAUAUUCAUGGACUUGGAGACCAGCCACUCUCCAGAAUUGCCAUCCAUAAAGCUGUUGUUUCUCUCCACAGUAAUGCCUCCAUUACAGCCUCCUCUCUCGGAGUCUCCCCUUCUCUUCUCGGCACACAGGGUGAGGAUACCGAAUGGGUGACAGUAGAUCUUACUUACCCUGAACCAUCUGGGAAUGAUUGGUUCCAAUUUGUGAGUUACCACUACCCGGACUAUACAAAGACAGGAAAGGCAACUUUGAAGUUCCAGUUGAUCAAUCAACGUGCAGAUUUCUCCUUUGCGUUAUUUACACGGGGAAUAGGGAAUGUAAAUACAGGGGCUCUUUCAGUUGUUCUUAUAUCUGUUAUCUUAUCUCUACUAAAGCAUACUCAUCCUAAACUUGUGGCUAUUUCCAAUUCCAUAACAUUUGUCAAUCCUAAAGCGCCUCUGUAUCCACGCAUUGCUCAAGGGAAGUCUUGGGAUGAAAUGACCGUUACCUGGACCAGUGGAUAUGACAUACAUGAAGCUACACCCUUUGUUGAGUGGGGUCUUCAGGGAAAAACUCAAGUGCAAUCUCCGGCUGGAACAUUGACAUUUGCUCAAAACAGCAUGUGUGGAGCACCUGCAAGAACUGUUGGUUGGCGUGACCCUGGUUUCAUACACACAAGUUUCCUCAAAAAUCUGUGGCCAAAUCAAGUGUAUACAUACCGAUUAGGGCAUCUUUUGUCUGAUGGUUCAUUUAUUUGGAGCAAGAUGUUUUCAUUCAAGUCAUCACCUUAUCCUGGACAGGACUCACUGCAACGUGUUAUCGUAUUUGGUGACAUGGGAAAGUACCCUCAAGAUAUAUCAAAUUAUCAAGGUAUUGCCAAGAAACCAAGUGUUUUGGAUAUGAAUGUGGGCCAGGUUAUGGCCCAUAACGGUGGCUAUGAACCCGUUUGA